AUGUUCUCGUCCGGCCGGGCUGCACGCUUUGGCGAAGCUCCGGCAGGUGCCACCUCGGUGUACGCUUUGGACUUUGAUGGAGUCCUCUGCGACUCCGUAGAAGAGCUCAGUCGGUGCGCUUACUACGCUGCGCUGGUGGCGUUCCCCGCUCAGCUCGAGGCGCCGCGCUGGACCGGACACGAUAGCUCUCGGAGCGCGAGCUUCACGGAACGAGGCGAAUCCCCGGGAAAGAUCGCUACAAACCCCGGGCUCGGAGCAGAGGACCCUUCGCCGGCAGCGGCAGCAGCUGAAACAGCGCGGAUACCAACAAUUUCAGAAAACAUCUGGCAGGCCGUCCCGCCUGCUUGGUUGUUAGAUAAAAUGCGGAAACUCCGUCCAUACAUAGAGACUGGCUACGAGAGCAUUCUUCUGGUACGGAUGCUGAUUGAGGAGCGGCUCGUAUCUGAGCGAGCAGAGCGACGCCCUCGUCCGCUGACAGUCGGUGAGAUCGCCGCCAACUGGAAGUCUGUACUGCACGACCGGCUCUUACGGGACUGGAACAUUCAACCCAGUUUCUUAAUUGAACUUUUUGGCACUAUCCGGGAUGCGUGGAUCGCUCGAGACAAGUCAACGUGGCUCUCGAUGAACCCUAUUUACCCAGGUGUGGCGGACGCGCUGAACAUGAGCCAGCAGCCGGUCUAUAUCGUUACCACCAAACAAGAGCGCUUUGUCAAGCUGAUUCUCGAGCAUGCCGGUAUUCGUCCAGGCCGUAUCCCGCCGGCAAACGUGUAUGGCAUGGACCGAAAGAUGACCAAAAUCGCAACAAUUAAAGAGAUCCUGCGAAAAGAGGAAGAACGGAGCCAAGAUAGCCAACGAAAGGUAGUUGUACACCUCGUAGAGGACCGUCUCGAGACGCUGGAGGCAGCGACGAUAUCCCUGUUAGGCGCACCCGUCACCUAUCAUCUGGCAACCUGGGGCUACAACGAUCCAGCACAACGCGCUCGGGCUGAGAAACACCCGUUCAUCGACUUGCUCGAUUUACCAUCCUUCACCAUGAAGAUGCACUAG
Cyanidioschyzon merolae strain 10D is the source of this 1047-nucleotide messenger RNA. RefSeq lists its product as hypothetical. The record is from RefSeq and is a predicted model, not a curated record. The transcript has a single exon. Lineage: Eukaryota; Rhodophyta; Bangiophyceae; Cyanidiales; Cyanidiaceae. The coding region runs from base 1 to 1047 and encodes 348 amino acids.